UUUUUUUGUUGUUGUUGUUCAGCCCAUGAAAGAAAUGUUGUCAAAAGACAUUUUCUAUGCGACGAAACCGUGUUUUCAAUCGAUUACAAAUCAUGCAAAAAUAAAAGUGUUGUCAAAAGGAAUUGCUUGUGUAGCCUUAGGGUUAAGAGUCUCUCAUUUGAUAGACAUUGCUCAUCUCAACUUGGAUCAGGCACAACAGUUAUCAAGAAACUUGCAAAAGAUUCCUAUGUGUAGGGAAACCAUCCUAUUAGUCCAAUUCAAAGAUAGAUUUACAUUCGUAUGCAACAAGAAACGAAUGAAAGAGCAUUAUGAGGAAACCAUGCUUCUUCAUCCUCAUGCAUUGACGUUUAUUGCUGUAGAAGGAAAAGAACCAGUGCAACAUAAAGAAGCCCCUGCCCAUGUCGUGCAUUGGUUAAGCCAGAAAUUGUAUCCACAGUUGACAAAAGAGGUUUGCUACUUUGAUAAAGUACCUCCUUUUAUGGUCGCUUUAAAUGGUUGGUUUCUCGAAUAUCCCGUCAUUUACACAACGCAUUCUAUUCACGAUGAUCCUGAAGGAGAACUGGAUGAAUGGGAGGUGAAGCCAAACUGUCUUGGCGGUCGAACGCUCCAUGUCAUUCGCCCGUGCAUUCAAGAUAUCGUCUUUUUUGAUGACGAUCACAGCAGUAACGAGGAUGCAUUAUUCAGUUUUAGUUGUCCUGAAGGCACACUGGAUCGGCAACACCUCGAAUUAAUGAAACAGAAUUUAAAACUCAAAAUCGAUCAACGAUUGGACGAUCUAGAUCGUUUAUCGAAAGAUGUGGUAAAAAGGAACAGCAACAAUCACAACAAAAAAUGGACGUGUCAGAUACAAGUAGAAAAUGUUUCUUUAGAUCGAUUUGCUUUAUAAAUAUUCAUACUGUCGCGAGGAUG
Molecule: messenger RNA, 909 nt
Organism: Mycotypha africana
Lineage: Eukaryota; Fungi; Mucoromycota; Mucoromycetes; Mucorales; Mycotyphaceae
Exons: 5
Coding region: 26-886 (286 amino acids)
Source: RefSeq, a predicted model, not a curated record